Molecule: messenger RNA, 1888 nt
Organism: Rosa chinensis
Lineage: Eukaryota; Viridiplantae; Streptophyta; Magnoliopsida; Rosales; Rosaceae
Exons: 8
Coding region: 191-1573 (460 amino acids)
Cellular component (GO): plasma membrane
Source: RefSeq, a predicted model, not a curated record
CAGCUCAUCUCAUUCAUGGCUGCUGCUCCCCCUCCUCCUCCUACUUCUCUUCACUCCUCUCCACUCUUCAUAUUAUCUACAACAUCAUCCAUCUCUCUCUUUUUUUGUUCCCAAAAUGCCUCCUCUACUUUUUCACACCCCCCAAACCCUUCUCUGAAUCCCAACUCUCACACUUGCAAACAUCAAAGGCAUGAAACAAAGGGUGUUUUUCAAGAAGAAGAAGAAGAAGCCAACCAUGUCUUGUUUAAAAUUCUCCAUAUUGGUCCUCUGUCUCCAUGUAUCUUGUUCCGGUGCCCUGGAUUAUCGUAAAGAUCCUGUCUUGACAAUUAGGCAAGAAGAUAGCAUGUUACCUAUGAUCUCCCCUACCGCGGCUCCUAAGCCGUUUCUUCCCCUUCUUGCUCCUUCACCAUUGGCGCCAUUCACAAACAUUACUGUUCCAAAAAUAUCAGGACAAUGUAUGCUGAACUUCACUGCUUCUGAGAGUUUGAUGAGUACGACCGCAAUUGAUUGUUGGUCUGUUUUUGCACCAUUGCUGGCAAACGUUAUUUGUUGCCCACAGUUGGAAGCUACUAUCACAAUCCUCAUCGGUCAGUCCAGUAAAUACACCAAUGUGCUUGCUUUAAAUGGGACGGCUGCAAAAUAUUGUCUAUCCGAUAUUAAGCAGAUUUUGGUUAGCCAGGGUGCAAAUGACACCCUUGCGCAAAUAUGCUCAGUUCGUUCAACAGAUCUCACUGAUGCAUCUUGCCCCAUCAUUGAUGUUACUGAAUUUGAGGAGACAGUGGAUACUUCCAAGUUGGUGGCCGCUUGUGAGAAGAUAGACCCUGUGAAAGAAUGCUGUGCUCAAACAUGUCAGAAUGCCAUAUUAGAAGCUGCUACAAGAAUUGCUUCAAAAACUUCUGAUCUUUUGAGCACAGACGGUGGUCAUGCUGUCUUACCUGAUCACAUAAGUAGAGUCAAUGACUGCAAAAAUAUUGUCCUUCGCUGGCUGGCAAGUAAACUCAAUCCUUCUCAUGCCAAGGAAGUUCUAAGGGGACUCUCAAAUUGCAAGAUUAACAAGGUUUGCCCCCUGGUCUUCCCAAAUAUGAAACAUGUUGCACUCGGCUGUGGGGAUGAGAUAAGCAACCAGACAGCUUGUUGUACGGCCAUGGACAGCUAUGUUUCCCACUUGCAAAAGCAGAGUUUCAUAACCAACUUGCAAGCUUUGGAUUGUGCUGCAUCACUGGGAAUGAAGUUAAGAAAAUCAAAUAUUACCAAAGAUGUGUACAGCCUAUGUCAUAUAAGCCUCAAGGAUUUCUCCCUUCAAGUUGGAAGUCAAGCAUCUGGAUGUCUUUUGCCAAGCUUGCCUUCGGAUGCAAUAUUUGAAAGUUCAGGGGUCAGCUUCCUUUGUGAUCUGAAUGAUAACAUUCCAGCUCCCUGGCCCACCUCUUCUCAAGGAGCAGCUUCAACAUGCAGUAAAGGUGUCAAGAUUCCUGCACUUCCUGCAGCAGCAUCAGCAGAAAGGGGCAAUUACAACGAUGUUGUGAUGCUUUCUCUGCUCGUUGCUUUUGCAAUGGCGCUUUUGAUGUUCAUGUAAAUGAGUUAUCCCUUGAGGAAAACUUGUUAUUCCUUGAAGGACGAUUCAUCAAUGGCUUCGGAGGAUGAUGCAAGUCACCCCAGUCUAGUUGAUAGAAGAUUGUCGUGAACUGGGGGAAGUUAAACUAGAUGUGAGGUCAUUUUAGUUCGUCCUGAUCAUAUUCAUUCUUGAUUCUUGCCUGUUUCUGUAAUAAAAUUUUUGUAAAAAAGUUUAGGAAGUUCAGGGAUAAGCUUGUUUUGUAACGAAUAUCAUCGAGAUUGCAUGUAAAUUUAGAUUGCAGCCAAAAUAUAUAAGUUUUCUGUUUUGCUCGGGGAU